Messenger RNA from Rosa chinensis, 3879 nucleotides. RefSeq lists its product as uncharacterized. The transcript is spliced from 7 exons. The coding region runs from base 1 to 3879 and encodes 1292 amino acids. NCBI's taxonomy places the organism in Eukaryota, Viridiplantae, Streptophyta, Magnoliopsida, Rosales, Rosaceae. Gene Ontology annotation, molecular function: catalytic activity. The record is from RefSeq and is a predicted model, not a curated record.
AUGAAUGUUUUGAGUUUGAACUGCCAAGGGAUUGGGAACCCUUGGACAGUGAAGGCACUAAAAGGGCUGGUUUCCCUAAACAUUCCCAAUCUUGUUUUCUUGAGUGAGACAAGAUGUACAGAGGAUGAAAUGGUGGAGGUUAGACAACAACUAGGGUGGAAGUUUUGUUUUUCUGUGGAUUGUAGAUUUGUUCCAAGAAGAAAGACUAAAGGCGUCAGUAGGGCAGGUGGGUUGUGUCUGCUCUGGGAUGAGGACGUUGCAGUGGAGGUCCAAUCUUCGUCAGACAGUCAUAUUGACGUGGUUGUUGGGGAGAGCUCGGACCCAAAACGGUGGCGAUUUACGGGAUUUUAUGGGCAACCAAAAGUGGAGAAUAGACACUUAUCCUGGACUUUGUUGAGAACACUUAGGUUGCAUGGGAACCUACCUUGGGUGAUUGGUGGUGACCUAAAUGAGAUUAUGUCUACAGCUGAUAAGGAAGGUGGUGUGGUUCGGCAUAUUAGACAGAUAUUGGGACUUGUAGAGGCACUGGAUUUCUGUUUGUGGCAUGCCAACGAUGGAAAGAUUGGUUUGGGGCUUCUCGAGUGGUUCAUCUCCACCCGAGCACGUCAGACUAUUUUCCCAUAUUACUUGAAAUCUGGGCGGAAAGCUCUUGAGGAAUGGAGUUUUAACCAGUUUGGGAGUUUGAAGAGGAAUAUUGAAGACAUAAGGGCUCAGUUGGCGGUAUUCUAUGAUACCACGCAAAUUAUUCCAAUAGAAGAACUCAAAGUUGAGUUGGAAGCCAAGUUGAAUAAUCUGUUACAUCAAGAGCUACUAUUUUGGAGGCAACGUGCUAAAGUUUUUUGGUUGCAAGAUGGUGAUGCUAAUACCAAGUUCUUUCACCAACGAGCUUCAAACAGGAAGAAGAAAAAUUAUUUGCAUGGAUUAUUUGAUGAUUAUGGUGCAUGGCACACGGAUGACGAGAAUUUGGAAAGGAUUGUUCUAGAAUAUUUCCAUGGCCUCUUUACUUCGUCGCGACCUUUCGACUUCCAUGCAGUUUUGGACAUCAUUUCUCCAGUGAUUUCUGAGGACGCUAAUGCUCUUUUGGUUGGCCAAAUUUCGGAAGAUGAAGUCUUUCGAGCUCUUAAGCAGAUGCACCCGUCGAAAGCACCUGGGCCUGACGGGUUUUCACCAUGCUUUUAUAAACACUUCUGGGGUUUGGUGGGGAAAGAUGUUGUGGAAGCCAUUCGAUGCUUUCUAUUCUCAGAAGAGCUACUGAAGUCUGUUAAUAGUACAUAUGUGACGCUAAUUCCAAAAGUAAAGAAAGUGCAGUAUGUUAAUCAACUCCGACCCAUUAGUUUAUGCAAUGUUUUGUAUAAACUAGGGUCAAAAGUUCUUGCUAAUCGGAUUAAGCCUCUGAUGGACUCAGUAGUUUCACCGUUUCAAAGCGCAUUCGUGCCGGGUCUACUAAUUUCAGAUAAUUCUCUCAUUGCUUAUGAGAUUGCUCACUUUCUUAAGAAGAGACGAAGGGGAAAGAAGGGUUUUUGCGCCCUUAAGCUAGACAUGAGUAAAGCAUACGACAAGGUAGAGUGGAAUUUCCUUGAAGGGGUUAUGUUGAAGAUGGGGUUCUGUAGUAUUUGGGUGAAGUGGAUAAUGGGUUGUGUGAAAUCUGUCUCCUACUUGUUUUUGGUUAAUGGAGUGCCUCGUGAGGUUCUGUCUCGACUUAUCUCUUUUGAGGAGGAUCAAGGUAGGUUAAAUGGUGUUAAAAUCUGUACCGCAGCCCCGAGUAUUAGCCACCUCUUCUUCGCCGAUGACUCAUUUAUCUUUUGUAAAGCGGAAAGUGAUCAGGUCCAAGCUGUUAAAGAUGUACUUCGGAGGUACGAGGCUGUGUCGGGUCAGGAGGUUAAUCUACAGAAGAGUGCAAUUUCGUUCAGUCGGAAUGUACCUCUUCAUGAGCAAUUUUUGCUUGCAGAAUGCUUGGGGGUUCAGAGAGUCGACAAACAUGAUAAAUAUUUGGGCUUACCUUUGGAGUUGAGUUAUUCAAAAGAGGAGGCCUUCGGCUAUUUAAUUGAGAGAGUUCAGAAACGGACUAGUAGAUGGAGAGAGAAAUUACUAAGUGCAGCAGGGAAGGAAAUCUUGAUUAAAGCCGUGGCUCAGGCAAUCCCAUCUUAUGUGAUGAACUGCUUUGAACUACCAAAACAAUUAUGUCAUGAAAUGCACCGGCUCAUGGCGCAAUUUUGGUGGGGUGAUUCGGAAAACUCAAGCAAACUGCAUUGGCUUUCGUGGGAGAGGAUGUGUGACUCCAAGAAAUUAGGAGGACUUGGGUUCCACACUGGAUUCAUGAAAGCUACGGUGGAGGCAGGAGACUCUUUUACGUGGCGAAGCAUAAUUUCAGGUCGCAAUGUUCUUGAGCAAGGACUACGAUAUCAAGUUGGUAAUGGAAUGCAGAUUUCAGUGUGGGAGGAUAGGUGGAUGCCCAUGCCUUACUGUUUCAAACCGUAUACUAAACCUCCAGAGGGGCUUGACGGGCUAGUAGUUGCAGACUUAAUUGAUCAGGGUGAGCAUGUAUGGUUUUUGCCUUUGCUUCAGGAAAUGUUUACUCUGGAUGAGGUUUGCAUGAUUGCUAGUAUUCCCCUCAGUAUCAGGCCGGCGGAGGAUCGUUUAAUAUGGCACUAUGACCGCAGAGGCACUUAUAAUGUUAAAAGCGGAUACUUUGUUUGGCGUGAAACUGCUAGACGAGGAGCUACUUCGUCUUCGUCGAGUAACUUGGUGGGAGGGCAGUUGGGUAUUUAUUGGAGCUUGAUUUGGAAGGCCAAGAUUCCUGCAAAGGUAAAGAUGUUUGUCUGGAGGCUAAUGAGAGGAAUUCUACCUACGAGAACCGCAUUGGCAGAUAGGAGGGUGGCUAUCCAUGAUUGCAGGUGUGUCUUUUGUGGUUUACAUUUUGAAACUAGGUUGCAUUUAUCUAAAAAUUGUGAGGCUAUCAGAUUGUUUUGGCAUAAUGGGCCACUUCACUUAAGUGCUAUGGAUCACCCAGCCACUAAUUUCUCUGAGUGGGUAUGGACUAUGAUGGAUGAAUUGGAUAGUGAGAAACGGUGCCUAUUUUUUAUGUCCUUGUGGACCCUCUGGAGUGAGAGGAACAAGGUGGUCUGGCAGGAGGCAGUGUUUGAUCCCAUAUUUGCUACUAAAUGGAUGGUUAAGUACUUGGUGGAUUUUCAGCGUUGCCAUUGUAAACCUAGUGUGAAGAAGAAACGGUUGCCUACCAAGUGGGAGUGUCCACCGCGAGGGCGCCUCAAAAUCAAUGUUGAUGGGGCCUUUCGUGUGGUGGAUGGUAAUGGUGGUAUUGGGGUAGUGGCUAGAAACGAUGAAGGUGUGGGAGUCGCCGCUAUAGCAAGGCCCAUUGUACAUGCUCACUCAGCAUUUAAUAUGGAAGUUGACGCAUCUAGAGCGGGUCUGUUACUUGGUAUUUACCAAGCUUACAUGUCCGCUUUCCAAUCUGUUCAAGUUCGACACAUUUACAGAGAAGCAAAUGGUGUUGCAGAUAGAUUAGCACACCUUGCUAGUGUGGGUUUGCUUGAUGCUGUAUGGUUAGAGGAGACUCCUGCUAUUAUUCAGGAUGCGACGCUGGUGCAAUCUAUUAGACAACCUGAGAAUGAACAGGAGGAGUAUUUUUCCACAAAACAAGAGGCAUACCGCAACGAUGUUGAAAGGGCAUUUGGAAUUCUACAAACACGAUUUGCAAUAGUUAAGCAACCUGCAAGAGGUUGGGAUAAGGAUUCAUUAUCGAUAAUCAUGUUGGCUUGCAUAAUACUUCAUAACAUGAUUGUGGAGGAUGAGCAAGAUGACUACUAUAAUAAUGAGUUCGAUGAUGAUAAACCAAACCCAGAUAGGUCAAGGAGAGCUUGA